AUGCUAAUUUUCGGGGAAACCUUCAUAGGAGCUUUGGGGGGCCUAGUGGACUGUGCGGCCGCAGUGCAUGGCCAGCUGCACUUCGGCCGCAACCACAUCAAACUACAACUGCUUGACACAAUUUGCAGCCCACAGCUUGACCAGUCAAUUGUAACCGCACUUGCCAACUGUGCCCCAUGCAAAAACUUCAGGGGUAUGCACCUUUACUCCAUCCUAGAGCCUAUCACUCGCUGUCGCCCCUUCGAACUACUCGUAGCAGACUACCUCUCCCUACCAAAAGGCACAAAUGGCUUCCACACUGUUGGCCUAUACCUCGACACCUAUUUCCAAUGCAUCUGGGGAUUCAAAUACAAGACGCACAGUACCGCAAAAACCACAAUAUCAGGACUCACCACCAUCACAACCAGCUGGACAAAACCCAACACAUUCAUGACCGACGGCGUCAUAGCGGCAUACUCUGCGUGGGUGAACGGCCUCGUCGAAGGAACAAACAAGAUCCUCCUAGGCCGCCUCAAACGCCUAUGCAGCCCAGAACUUGGCGAAGAUGAGUGUACCGACGUCAAACCCGAGGACAUACCAAAAAACUGGCCGAAAUACUUCGACCAGGUCAUCGAGUGGCUCAACAACUGCAUCCUUCCCGCACUACACCACUCCCCCAAUGAACUCGCGCUAGGCCUGGUCAUCAACACACCAAAAGCGUCCCCGAACACCGCAGAGGCACCACCUUCCAUAGCCGAGGUGGAACGCCAACUCGCCUACACGGAACAACAGCGCCUCAACGGCUAUGCAUUCACAGUGGACCACGCGCACAAACGAAAGGCAGCGUUUAACAGACGCGUCGUCAGCGCCGCACCAGCUGAAGUCAUCUUUGCACGCUUCGACCUUGUCCAAGUCUACAGAAAUGCACUUGAUUUCACCUUAUUCUACAGCAAGCAAGCUGCUUCCCAGAUGGUCACCCCCCCGGCGCAUCCCUCUCGCCGACUCAAGAAAUUCGUGCCCCGCAGCGGCACAAAGCUCGCACAAGAACAAGCAACCCUGCUACAAGACAAAGAAGGCCACCCCAAAGAAGACGGCACCGACGGCCCCAUCUUUCCCAGCGAACAAACAGAACACCCCUUGCUAGAGGACUCACCAUCUGAGGACCCCGCAAACGAAGACAAAUCGGAGGGCUCGAACACCUCUGACCUCAAAGACGACGCCGAAACAGAGGACAAGGAGGACGAGUCACGUCCUCGCGCCGGGCGCGCACUACGCUCAGGACGCAUCAUUCAUUAG
Molecule: messenger RNA, 1275 nt
Organism: Heterobasidion irregulare TC 32-1
Lineage: Eukaryota; Fungi; Basidiomycota; Agaricomycetes; Russulales; Bondarzewiaceae
Exons: 3
Coding region: 1-1275 (424 amino acids)
Molecular function (GO): nucleic acid binding
Source: RefSeq, a predicted model, not a curated record